AUGGUUUGCUACUGCCCACCUCAAGCCAGGCAGCCCCUGAUCAAAUUGGUGCAAACCCGCCAAAACCCACCUGCGUCUGGUCGAGGUCGCAGGUGCGUAUCCUACUACGGUCGAAAAACCUAUAUAAAUCGUUCCAGUACCUCCAAGGCUGCGUGUGACGGCCGUCAAGCAGAUCCCAAUUUGUCUCUGCAAUCACCUUCUCGAGCUGGAUCUGCUACCCACUGCCUUGAGGAUCAGGCUAUUAAGCCAAAUGCUCCUGGCGGAGUCCCUCAAGCAAACCCCCGAACCAACCACUGCCUUGUGGGUAAGGCGAUUGAGCCAAAGGCUCCGGGUGGAGUCCCUCAAGCAAACCUCCGAAGCAAAACGACCAUCUCGCGUGCGAUUGCCUACCAAAGCAAUUGUAUGCAAGCGCGCAAAGCACUCAGCAUCGGGUACUGGAACGUGCGCACACUACUGGACCGGAAAUCCAGUGAGCGCCCCGAGCGACGCACGGCACUGGUCGCGAUGGAGCUGGCGCGUUACCACAUCGAUAUUGCGGCACUCUGUGAAACUCGGUUCGUUGAGCAAGGUAAGUUGCAUGAAACAUAUGCUGGCUACACAUCCUACUGGGUGAGCAACGCCGCAUCAGCGCCAUGUGACCAUGGGGUCGGAUUUGUAUUAUCCGAUCGCCUCCAUGGCCAGCUGGUGGGUAAACCAACAGACAUCAGCGCGUGA
Molecule: messenger RNA, 714 nt
Organism: Dicrocoelium dendriticum
Lineage: Eukaryota; Metazoa; Platyhelminthes; Trematoda; Plagiorchiida; Dicrocoeliidae
Source: the annotation of a GenBank genome assembly